UCUGUAACAAAAGUCAAGAUGGUGGAUGUCUGCAUUCCUGUCGUGGACUUUAGUCCUCUCUCUUUAGACAAAGAUGACUUACUUUUUGAUACAGAUCAAAAAAUACAAGUAGCCAGUCAGAUUUGUGAAGCGUUCAGCAGUAUUGGGUUUGUUUACCUGAAAAAUCAUGGCAUUUCAAACGAAGAGAUAGCUAAAGUGAGAGAAGUAGUUGACAAGUUCUUUGGACUACCCGUAGAGGAAAAACAAAAGUGUGCCAGACCUACUGAUGGUAGUGGUAAUCAUGGAUGGGUUGCUUUAGAAAGAGAAAGCUUGAAUCCAGAAAGACCAGCAGAUUUAAAAGAAGCUUUUAAUGUUGAUAACACUGAAUUUAAGAGUGAAAGUGGGCAUAAUUCAAAAUGGCCAACAACUGCUGUUCCAGAGAUGGAGUGUACUGUGAAAAACUUGUACRACCAAUGUGCAAAACUUUCUUUCAGAAUUCUUCAGGCCAUUGGUAUUGCUCUAAAAAUAAAGAAUCCAAACUUGAUUGCUGAAUCCCAUAGCCGUUUGGGAAAGGCUGGUAACUCCACUGCCAUGCGCAUCUUGUACUAUCCCCCCAUUCCUGACAGUUCAACAGUAAAGAAAGAUCAAGUUCGUUGUGGCGAACACAGUGAUUAUGGAUCUAUUACUCUGCUUUUCCAGGAUGACCUGGGUGGAUUACAGGUCCUACCAGUUGAUGGAGAAUAUAUUAAUGCUCUGUCUAUACCUGGCUGUGUCAUAGUCAAUAUUGGUGAUCUGAUGCAGAGAUGGACUUCUGACAAGCUACGAUCAACAAAACAUCGUGUUCUGAUCCCUUCGGAUGAAGUAGUUCGCAACAAGCCUCGCAGAUCUCUGGCAUUCUUUGUUCAUCCCGAUGAUGAUGUGUUGGUCGAGUGCCUGGAUGGGUCGAACAAGUAUCCUGGUAUAACUGGUGAAGACUAUCUUAAAGAGAGGUUUGCCGCCACAUACAAAAGCGAUUAACCAACUUGCAGGAUUUUGGAAUACACGCCAUAUAGAGUGAUCUUUUAAAUUUGAAAUAGAGUCAAAACAAACUCCAUCGUUUUCAUUUGUUUUACUUGUCUGUAAGUCACUAAUUAUACAACAUUGCUUCAAGGGCAAAGUAAAAAACCCAUGAACCAAUUGUCCUAUUUCACUAUGACGUCACUGCUUGUUUAUGUGGGGGAUAGAAUCGCCAAAUCCAAUAGAAAAUUCAACAAAAUUUGCUCCUAGCGAAACAGUUUAAUCUAAAUUGGUCUGGUUUUCAGAUAUA
Molecule: messenger RNA, 1285 nt
Organism: Actinia tenebrosa (Australian red waratah sea anemone)
Lineage: Eukaryota; Metazoa; Cnidaria; Anthozoa; Actiniaria; Actiniidae
Source: RefSeq, a predicted model, not a curated record